AUGGGAAACGUGCAGGCGGCCUCUAAGCCAAUAACAUCGGCAGCAAAUCAAUUUUUGGGCGCAGUUCCCGAGCCGAAUGCCACUGCGGAGCAAGAUGGAAAGGCGAAAAGUGCUGCAAAGCCUCUCGAAAAUCCCGGCACGAUGGAAGAACUGCACAAAAAGUGCAAAGAUGUGAUGCCAGCGAACUUUGAGGGCGCCAAGUUGAUGGUCAAUAAGGGUCUCAGCAACCAUUUCCAGGUCUCACACACGAUAAAUUUGAGUUCGACGCAAGAAUCCGGCUACAAAUUCGGCACAACGUACGUCGGAACGAAACAAAUUUCGCCAACGGAGACAUUUCCCGUGAUUUUGGGCGAUAUAAGUCCCUCGGGAGACCUCAACGCGAACAUAAUUCAUCAGAUAACGCCACAAAUCCGCUGCAAAUUCGCGUCACAAAUACAAAAUAGCAAAGUUGUUGCGGGACAACUGACGACAGACUACAAAGGAGCCGAUUACACGGCCUCGGUUACGGUUGGCAAUCCAAAUAUCAUCAAUAAUUCCGGUGUCAUUGUAGCGCAUUACUUGCAAUCUGUCGCUCCCGGCUUGUCAUUGGGCGGCGAACUUGCCUAUCAGUACGGACCCGCAGUGCCUGGCGGCGAAAUUGCCAUCGUUUCAGCGGCAGCACGUUACGCGAGCGGCUUGUCAGUGUGGAGCGGAACCGUUGGAUUGGCAGGACUUCAUGUUUGUUACUAUCAACGGGCCAGCGAGCAAUUGCAACUGGGCAUCGAACUCGAAACGAGUUUCAAGAUGCAAGAAGCUGUCGCGACAAUUGGCUACCAAAUCGAUUUGCCGAAAGCGAGUCUCGUGUUCCGAGGGAUGCUCGAUUCCAAUUGGAAUGUCGGCGGUGUCUUGGAAAAACGAUUAGAACCCCUUCCAUUCUCCUUUGCGCUCAGCGGACUCUUGAAUCAUAGCAAAAAUCAAUUUAGACUAGGUUGCGGACUUAUUAUCGGUUAAGAAUUCACCUCCACACGAAACACACACAUCCGACGUGCAAGAACCCCUUCAGUCAUUUAAAAAAACACUUUAAUGUACAAUUUACUCGAUAUCUAACACUUACACACUAAAAAAUGUCAGAAAAUAUAUUUUUAUCAUGGCAGAAAAAAAAAUAAACUUAGAGAGAACGAAAAAUCCCGGGCACGCCAAAUUUUUUUUUGUUUCAUCUGAAAACUGCCUAAAAGACGCCAAAAUGCAUUUCUGUCGGACCUUUUUUUUUUACCGUAGAUACCUCGUCUCAGAAACAGAUGAAGAAUAUAGUUUUACGCUUAAGUACAUCUUAGAAUCAUUUUUUAUGAUUUUUUUUAUUAAUUCUUCGAUUGCGUUCAUUUACUGUAGAAUAGAAGUCAGAAUGGUUUAAAAUUUAAAUAAAUAAUAAAUAAAAAAGUAGCAAUGGAGAACAAUGACGUUGAAAAUAAAUUUAAAAAAAUAAAAAAGAGAGUUUUAGAAAUACUAUUGGAAAUUAUAAGAAAUAAUAAAAAAUAAAAAAAAA
Messenger RNA from Culicoides brevitarsis, 1522 nucleotides. Its product is annotated as mitochondrial import receptor subunit TOM40 homolog 1-like. The coding region runs from base 1 to 990 and encodes 329 amino acids. Gene Ontology annotation, molecular function: transmembrane protein transporter activity. The transcript is spliced from 2 exons. The record is from RefSeq and is a predicted model, not a curated record. Gene Ontology annotation, cellular component: mitochondrial outer membrane; mitochondrial outer membrane translocase complex. NCBI's taxonomy places the organism in Eukaryota, Metazoa, Arthropoda, Insecta, Diptera, Ceratopogonidae. Gene Ontology annotation, biological process: protein import into mitochondrial matrix.